Messenger RNA from Nothobranchius furzeri (turquoise killifish), 6452 nucleotides. The record is from RefSeq and is a predicted model, not a curated record. NCBI's taxonomy places the organism in Eukaryota, Metazoa, Chordata, Actinopteri, Cyprinodontiformes, Nothobranchiidae.
UCAGUUCUCCUCUCGCGAUGUUCUGCAACUUCACAAAACAUCUCAGUUGUGAGGCUAAAGCUAGGCUACCUAGCUGUAACUCUGUGACAUGUUGUUAAGUUUACACUAGGUAUCGAUGAAGGUGUUUCCUGGAGCGAUUUGGACAUGGAGUUAAGAAAUAUCAAAGACCAGUCUCCUCUGGUUCAGGCCAUAUUCAGUCAAAAUACAGAAGACGUGAAGUUUUUAUUGGACCAUAACGAAGAUGUCAACGCAAAGGACCAAGAACAUAGCACACCCCUCCAUGCUGCUGCUUAUUUGGGAAAUGUCCACAUUAUGGAAAUGCUGAUAAGUUCAGGAGCAAAAGUCAACACUAAGGACCAGGGGAUGCUUACUCCUUUACAUCGAGCAGCAGCAUCACGAAAUGAGAGGGCCGUGGAGCUGCUGCUGAAGCAUAAAGCUGAAGUCAACCCUCGGGACAAGUUCUGGCAGACUCCCUUACACAUGGCAGCUGCAAACUGGGCUACAAGCUGUGCUGCAACCCUGAUCCCACACGUCUGCAGCCUGGACGUUGCAGACAAAUCAGGAAGGACACCUCUACAUCAUGCAGCGCACAGCGGCCACGCAGAGAUGGUGAACUUGUUCCUGCGUAAAGGGGCCAGUGCAAACGCUAAUGAUAAGAAGGAACGGCAACCAAUUCAUUGGGCUGCACACCUCGGACAUCUGGAUGUGGUGAAGCUGCUCGUGUCUCACACUGCAGAUGUGAUGUGCAAAGAUAAGCGCGGUUACACUCCGCUUCAUGUCGCUGCUGCCAGCGGACAGAUAGAUGUGGUCAAGUUUCUCAUGAGGCUUAAGGUGGAGAUGAAUGAACCAAACAUUUUUGGCAACACAGCGCUCCACAUGGCCUGUCAGAUGGGACAAGACAUCGUAGUUACAGAGCUGGUGAACCGUGGCGCCAACGUAAACCAACCCAGUUACCAUGGCAACACGCCGCUGCACCUGGCUGCCACCUCCUCCAGCGGGGUCCUGUGUCUUGAGCUGUUGGUCAGCAGUGGUGCAGAUGUCAACAUGCAGAAUAAAGAAGGGAAGAGCCCUUUACACGUGGCUGCAAGGCAUGGACACUUCACAGGCUCCCAGAUUCUGAUCCAAAACGGUGGAGAGGUUGAUUGUGUGGAUAUGAACGGAAACACUCCUCUUCACGUAGCUGCCAGAUAUGGUCAGGAGCUGCUGAUCAGCACUCUGCUGGGAAACGGCGCCGACAGAAGCAGGCCAGGGAUUCAUGGGAUGCUUCCGCUGCAUUUGGCCGCUCUCUGUGGCUUUCCUGACUGUUGUCACAUGCUGUUGUCCAACGACCAGUUUUACAACAUGUCACCAGCUCGCCAAAUCCCAGCAGCAGAGUUUGAUGUUAAUGCCACUGAUGAUCAGGGCAGGACCUGCCUGCAUGCUGCUGCCUCUGGAGGAAAUGUUGAAUGUCUUAAUUUGCUGUUAAGCAGUGGUGCAAAACUGGGCAUAAAGGACAAUUUAGGCAGAUCUGCUCUGCACUACGCUGCAGCAAAUGGGAACAGCCAGUGUACUAUUUCUUUGGUGAGAGCCGGAUCAGAGGUCAACGAGGCGGAUCUGACGGGCUGCAGCCCUCUGCACUACGCUGCUGCUUCACACACCUUCUGUCGAGAGGGAGCAAAUUAUGAAACGAACCUCAGCAUAGAAAAGGAACAAGAAGCCUUUCUGUGUUUAGACUAUUUACUGGACAACGGGGCAAACCCCAUCCUGAAGAACAGUCGGGGUUACAGUGCUGUUCACUACGCUGCAGCCUACGGGAACAAACAGCAUCUGGAGCUGCUUUUGGAGAUUUCCUUUAAUUGUCUCGAAGAGGUUGAGAGCAAUAUUCCAGUCAGUCCGUUGCACUUAGCUGCGCAUUACGGCCACUGUGAGGCGUUGCAUUUGCUGUGCGAGACUUUGGUGAGUCUGGACGUGCGGGACAUUAAAGGACAAACUGCGCUCCAUCUUGCUGCUCAGAGAGGUUUUUCCAGAUGUGUGGAGGUUCUGUUGGAGCAUCAGGCCUCUUACACGCUGAAGGAUCACAAGAAGAAGUGGACAGCUCUGCAUGCUGCAGCUGCCGAGGGCCAAGUGGACUGUGUGCUUUUGUUGGUCAACAGGGAACAAAGCGCAGACAUGCUGGACAGUCAGGACGCUCGGGGACAGACGCCUCUGAUGCUGGCUGCUUUGGGACAUCACAACGACUGCGUCCACAUUCUCCUGGAGAAAAAAGCAAAUGCAGACGCGGCAGAUAAACAAGGCUUUACUGCUCUGCACAGAGCUGCCGUGCUGGGCAGCGAGGACUGCGUCUCCGCUCUGUUGGAACAUGGGGCUUCUGUCCUAUGCAGAGACUCUCAGGGGAGAACGCCACUGCACCUUGCGGCGUCCCGCGGCCACACCGCGCUGCUCAGCGCUUUACUGAAGGCCGCUAAGAAAGCCGACCCUCUGGACUCUCUGCUGGACUUCAGAGGCUUCACACCCACACACUGGGCUGCGUACCAUGGGCAUGAAGGAUGUUUACGUAUUUUACUUGAAAACAAACUUUUUAGCAAUCAGGAAGGAAAUCGUUUCACACCGUUGCACUCUGCUUUGAUCAACGGACAUGAUGCUGCGGCUGAGCUUCUAGUGAAGACUGUUGGCUUUCAUAUCGUCCACAUGAUCGAUGCCAAAGGAAGGACACCUCUGCAUUCAGCUGCUUAUUCAGGCAAUGUAGCUGGGCUCCAACUGGUCCUGGCCCGGGGAGCCCAGGUCAACGCUGUGGACCAGUUUGGAUGCUCCGCUUUGAUGGUUGCUGCAGACAGCGGACAGACCGCAGCUGUCGAGUUCUUGCUGCACAAGGCGAGGCCAGACCUGACCCUGGUGGAUGUUAAUAACAACACAGCACUUCACUUAGCCUGCAACAAGGGUCAUGAGAUGUGUGCUCUGAUGAUCCUGGGAGAAUUAACCGAUUCCUCUCUCAUCAAUGCAAGAAACAACGCUCUGCAGAUGCCACUUCACAUAGCAGCCAGGAAAGGCCUGGCCACGGUCGUACAGGUCUUACUGAGCAGAGGAGCAGCUGUCAUGGCCGUAGAUGAGGACGGACACACACCAGCUCUGGCCUGCGCCCCAAACAAGAACGUGGCUGACUGCCUGGCUCUGAUCCUCUCCACUAUGAAGCCUUAUUCUCCCAGAGAGACCGACACCAGCACAACCUCCCAUUUUGGCCCCAUCCUGAAGAACUGUGGCAUCGCUGCUGCCUGCGGGUCCAGUGGAAAUCUGUGCCACGCCUGAGUUAAAUAACACGCUAACACUAAAGGUCAUAAACAUGUGUGGUAUUCUGCUACACACGUACCCAUGCACAUGUAACAACCACUGCUCUGAAAUCUGGUCUUAGAUGUUAAGAUGUUAGAAUCAGCAGAUCUGUUGGAUCACAUGCGCAGUAGUGAUGGUCAUGAAGGAUUUAGCAUCAGAGAUGAAUGAAGGUAAGAUGAGCACACAUACACAAGCAUCUUCUACUUGAACCUGGUCCAGAGUCAGUAUUCGUGUUUUAGAGGUAUUAGGGAAAAAGUCGUUUGGAGAGUUUUCAACCUGAUGAGUGUUUUUCCUUUGUUUAGUUGUAAAUUAUUGUUGGGCACCACUUCUGGUUUUGUUAUUGGCAACACCUCUGUUUAUAUUAUUGUUGUUUUUAUUGAGCUUUUAUACGAUGACUCUGGGAAUUCUACAUGCAGUUCAGUAAUUGAGUUUUUCUGUGCCGAGAGAUUGCCUCUAGCCUUGUUUUUAAACCUGUUUUCUACCUUUUAGAACUCAGAUUUCAUGGGUGAUGUGUUGUUUUUUUUGAGCCAGAGUAAAAAACAAACGGACUCUUAAAAUACUCAAUAAAGACGAGCAACACUCACAGGGGAGAAAAUGUUAGCGGUUAGCUCGUCGUUCCUGUCUUAGAACCACGUUAACAAAUAUUACCGUUUUUCCAUCCACCCAUUUUUGUCUGCUUAUCUGGGGUCGGGUCGUGGGGGCAGCAGCCUAAGCAGAGAGGUCCAGACAUCCCUCUCCCCAGCCACUUGGGCCAGCUCUUCUGGGGGAAUCCUAAGGCGUUCCCUGGCCAGCUGAGAGACAGUCCUUCCAGUGUGUCCUGGGUUCUCCUUUAGGCCUUGGACGUGCCCGGAAAACCUCACCAUCCUAACUAGAUACCCGAGCCACCUCAACUGGCUUCUCGAUGUGGAAGAGCAGCGGAUCUUCUCUGAGCUCCUCAUGGACAACUAAGCUUUUCAUCCUGUCUCUAAGGGAGAACCCAGACACCCUGCAGACAAAACUCAUUUUGGCCGCUUGUAUCCGUGAUCUUGUUCUCUCAGUCACUACCCAAAGCUCGUGACCAUUGGUGAGGGUUGGAACGUAGCUCGACCGGUAAAUUACUGCAGACGCAGCACCAAUCCGCCUACAAACCUUGCAUUUUUACAGUUUUUAUUUAAAUUAUUCAAAUCUGUAAAACGACAGAUGAGUUCAGUGAAUCAUCAGGGUUGAUAGAUUUGUGGCCUGUUUGGCUCCCAUCAGUGGGCGUUAAUCCACCAAACACAUUUAUCCUCGGCUGAACUUUGUCUUUAUGCUGCUUUAAGCAGUUUCAGGUCACCAGUCUGUGUUUUUAACCUGUCAGUCUAAAGAUGAGUGCCCAUCAACUGUUUACAGCUUCAACUGGGAAAAAUAAGACCCAAGCUGAAAAAUCCAGGAGUUUCUCUCUAAAAAACUAACAAAACACUUUUUGUUAUAAUCUGAACAGGAAUGUUUGGAUGUUGGAUGUGAGAACUGCCUCUUUAAUAUACAGAAGAUUUAAUGGAUGUUGUAAACAAUUUAUGCAAUUAACAGAACUAUUUUCCUAAUGAGAGUAUAGUAAACACUGCACAAAUAUAAAUAUUACUGUAGUUUUAUCGUGAUUUAUAGUUUAAUAGCCACAGGCAUUGCUCUAGAUGUAGUCGUAGUGUUUAUAAGAAUAUAUGAGGAAAGUGAAGUAAACCUUUUAUUUGUCAUGUCUAGAAAACAGAAUUAUAGAGAAUGGUUCUCAGGUCCUUCUGCCCUUGGCGAAAGGUGCUGAUGUCGUUACCUAAGCUGUGUAGCUUCUCAGAGAAAAUCAUGUUUCAUUUAAAUAAGCCAGACGUGAAAAGGUCAAAACAAUAUGUGACAUUAGAUUUUUACUAAAGACUAUGUUCACCAUAAUAAAUGAUAUAUUUUUUAUAAUGGUGCAAAUAUCAGGUUCCAAGAACCAAAUGUAUCUUUAUUUUGUUUAUGUCUUACAAUCGGGUAAAAACAAGAAACGGGGAAAAUACACUAAUUUUAAAACCAAAAGAAAAGAACACACCCACAGAUGUUUAUCGUUACUUAAUGACUUUGUGGGUUUAGAGAGUAGUGAUGAUUUUAGACUUAAUUAGGUGGUUUUUGCCAGUUAUUUGUACCCUAUGAUGUCACUCUGUCUAAAACACUAAUACAUUUCAUUUUAGAGUUUUUUUUUUAUUUAUUUUUAUUUCACCUGUUUUUGAUUCUUAUUCAGGCAAACUGAUUAUUAUUGUGUCCAUUAUUUGACACGAAAAUGAAGAAAAUUUAUAGAACACACUUUUCCUCUCAGAGCCGACCCAAGGCAUAUGUGAAUUAAGCGACUGCUUUGGGCCCCCACACCACCAGGGGCCCCCAAGUAAGGUGAGGAAAAAAUGUCUUAAUAAUUUUAAAUAAUACAAACUAAAUAUUUCACAUGAAAAAACUAAUAUUAUUUUAUGUAGUGUGAUUUGGUUUUAUUUAGCAGUUCAGCACAUUUUAAACAUUUAACAUUUGAAAAACAAAAGAUCAUAAACUUACCUUUUUUACUGUAAAUUCAGUGUUUGUCUGCUGAUGUUAUAUUCAAAGAGGUUAAUAUACCACGCUUAAAUAACACUCUGCAUUUCAAAAUGCAAAUUAAGAUCAUUUUUGUUGGUUUGCUACUCCCGUAAAGUUAAAAUCAAUAGCAAUAAUAACACUUGUAAGCUAUAAGCUAAUUACAAAACAUGCAAAUGGUAGUGAGUAUGUUACACAAAUGGUGUAGCCUAGGAAUGAUGAAUCAUCUGGUGUUGGCUUGUUGGUAUGGGGGGGAGGCAAAAAGAAACCUGCUUAGUACCCCACAGAGGCUUGGGCUGGCCCUGUUUCCUCUUCUACUUUUUCCCUAGUUAUGCUAGCUUUGAUCUCACGUGGCUUUUUGCACAUGAUUAUUUGCAUCCUGCCUUAGUUUUACAUCUCAAGUUAAUAAAAAUAUUUUUUCACAUUUAUAUCAAAUUUGUAGAAAAGAAAAUUUUGUGUUUCCAAAGAAAAGCUGCAUUGAAGUGUUUGAAAGUUUCCUUUGUAGUAGUUGAAUGUGUAGAGCGUGUUUGUUUGCAUCAUACUGAGAUUAUUGGUGUAAUAAAGAUCUGUGUUGUUUUAUCUAUUGGAAUAUAAAGGAAAAUCAAUAC